GGCUGCUUCUUCAAUCUGACACUUCCAGCUCAACAAACCGCCCCCUUUUUUUUUCCCAUCUAGCUCCAGCGACAGCAACUUGAUCUUCAACCUCAAAACAUUUUGCUCCACCGUCACCCCAACCCCCACCCCCUCUUUCUCUCCUAACCCAAUCUCAGCACCACUUUCCAUAAACCUGCACCAGAAAAAAAAACAAAUACAUUCUUUCCUUUAAAAAAAACCUCAACCGCCCCGACCAUGGCGAACGCCCUGAGAGUUGUCUUCCUUUGCGCCACUUUUACCCUGUUGACAGGACGAGUUUUAGGCGAUGAUUACUUUGACUUGCUUGAUGCCCUUUCUGAUGAUGUCACCACAAAGCCACCUCCUGCAAAACCUCGCAAUCCCUCAGGUGGGAUAGACACAGGGGACUUUGAUUAUUCAGAUUUACUUGACUUUGACACUCCCUCAGAUAAACAAACUACCACCAAAGCCCCCCGAAGAACAACAACCACUAAAGCACCAAAGAAAGCAAUAGGUGAUGAUGAUUUUAGCUUAUGGGAUUUGAUUCAAACUACUUCGUCUCCUCGUAAAACCACAAAGUCACCCAAAACCACCAAAAAACCACAAAAGAAGGGAAACUCGGACCCAAAUGACUUUGACUUGUUGGAUGCUGUUGAUGACAGUAAUGACAACCGUGGCAAGGGAGGUAAAGGUGACUCAGAUCACCCUUCUGUUCCAGGCUCCAAAGGGAAUGACAAACCAAAAGGAGGUAAACAAAUGGGUGCCUCUGACAUUUCAGAUAAAGACCUUGAAGAUCUGUUGGAUGAUGGGAGCUAUAAACCAGAUAAGAAAAAGUCAGGUGACAACGUACCCUCUGAUGACCAGGAUCAAGUGGCUAUACCUGAAACAACAAUAGCUGGAAUCGCCAGUGCUGUGGCUGCUGCUUUGCUGGGUGCAGUGUCCAGUUACAUUGCCUACCAGAAGAAGCAAUUAUGUUUUAAAAUGCAAGGGAGCCUUAAUCAACAAUACGUCAAAGGAGAAAAUGCUGAGGCAGGAGCAAUGACUGAGCCUCAAGGGUUCGUCUGAACACUGCUCAUUCAACCUAUGAAGAAUCUCUCCAUGUUUGUUGGAAGUUUCUCUCACCCUCUGGUCACCUUCAGGUCCUGGAAUCUCCUUUGCACGUUCAUGCUCCUUUUUAUUUUCAAGCUCAUGAUCAUCAAUAUUUUCUGCUUUCUUCCUUUUCCAUUAGAUUUUGGUUGGUUUGACUUUCUUGUUACAUGUGUUUGUUAUGUGCAUCUCGAGGCUGCCUCGAGUAACACCCCCUCCCUUUACUCUAUAAGUGUUGAUUUGGUGCAGUUUUUCCUAUUGACUCCCCUUACUCGCUCCUGUCACGUUUGGCCAGCUCUGUCAAAGAGUGAAAACCUUGCUCCGGCUGGUAUUCGUUGUGGCACAGUUUCAUUAUAAACAGGUCCAGUCUUGCUUGUAUCCUGGACAGUAAUUCCUCAUUUCCCCACAUCUAUUCCUUGGAGUUGAUUACUCCUUUCCUAUCACCAUAGCCAUUUGUUCAGUCAAGAGAACUGAUGAUCAGAACUUCUCUACAACUGGAAUCCUAAUUCUGCUCCAGUUGGCUUAAAGAAUUUGGAGUGUGCUAGUGUCUUCAAAGAUUACUUUGAACUUAGAAGGGUGCAUCACCACAGAAAAUAGGAGGAGGAAGGUUCUGGUAUAAAAUGCACAGGAUUUACUCAAGACAGUGGAGCUGGGAGUUCUUGAGUUAAGGUCUCCCAUAACUAGCAAUUAUAACUGAGCCCUGGAUGAAUGUUGGCAUGCCAAUACAGUGUAUAGCCCAGCAAUCUACACUGCUAUUUUAUCUAGACUCUUCUCGGUAAAAUCGAGGUUGAGUAGGUGGAUACAGUGUGCAUAAGCGAGGACAGAUACUUGUGCACUGUAGCAGCAGUUUGGCAAAACAAAUGUACUAAUUACUUGGGUGGCACUGAAGAAGGAGAAUCAAUGUCAAAAUCGGGGAGAGGGGGAGCAAGGAAUUUACACAGGACUGGCACAUGGAAAAUAUGUUUGCAGAACAAAACUGGGUGUGCAUGUGGUUCCAGUGUCAUCACAGAUUGCGUCAGGGGGAAAGGAUCCUAAAAGGUUUUGAAGUGAUUUAGACCUAAAUCAGCAAACACAUCUGAAUUGAGAAGCAGUCACAGUAGGCUGACUAGUUAGCAGAGGAACUUAAAUGGCACAUGUCAAAGUUCCAGACAACAUUCUCUGACCUUACUGAACCUUUAUAGUGUUACUUGGUGAGAUUGCUAUGACUGGCACAAUCAAAGUGUGAUCCAGUAUAAACAGAAUGUCAGCAGCACUCCCUACGUUGGGCUCAAGGAAUGAACAAAGUGGCAAAAGCUUUGCUGCUGAUCCAGACUAUGUCUGUCACAGCUAUUGCUUGACUAUACCGUGGGCUCUGUGGAGGGGAGUCUGCUGACUUUGUUUAUAUUUCUGGAUUCUCAACGGCCUUGGUAAUAUGCACUGCCUGCUUGUCCUGUUUAAAAUGAUCUAUGUCUAUGUUUUCUUCCUGACAUCUAUCACGGCGGUUUGGCUGAAUCUUCAUGCAGUUGAACGGAGCCUCCUGCAAACACAAUCAGAGAAGCCCUCUGCAGACAACGCCAAUCAGAUCUAGAUGGGAACACUGCCAAACACAGCCUUUGCCUUGACACCAACUUCUGCUUAAAAUGGCUUCUUUAAAUUUUAUUUAAAACAAAAUGGUUGCGUAACAGAAAGUGAUUCCUUAGAACGUUAGAUUGGCUCUUUAAGUAUGUAUUCAACUAGGUAUGGUGCAGUGGUUAGAGUAGGUACAGUACACUGGUUCAAUGUUGGCUUAGGUCCUGCAUAAAAGUAAAGGACAAAAUGAAAGUAUUUGGCUUGGAUAUAAGCAAUUUAUCAGAAGUCGUUGCUUGGACUAAGCAUGUAGUUUAGAGAUUUCUUUAUGGUGCUUUUAGAAAAAAUGAAGUUUAAUGGUUAAUGGUGUGGGGGGGUGGUGGUGGGGAGUGUGGGUACAUUGGGUACUGUUCUGGCGAACAGCCAUGGAUUGGUUCCGUUCAUAUCAAAGAUGGGGUUGCAGAAUUAAGAACGUGAUGCAUUUGUUUCAGACAGCAUUGUCCUUCCUCUGCAAUCCAUUCUCUACCCUUUGGAAAUGCAAACUAGGAUGUUUUUUUACAAAAAUAUCUGCAAUUGAAUAAAAAAAACACCCUGCUAUUUAGCUCAUGCAGUGGGUGCUAAAAAUUCUGGAGAAAGGUAAAGCAUAUCCAGGGAUUUGAAAUUCCUCAACAUAGUCAUUGUGGCCCUGGAAGAGUUGAAUACAGUAUUCCUAUUUUUAAGAUUCAAAUUCUUGCCAUCAUCUCAGAUAUUCAGAUUAAGCCACCCUGUCCACUGGACUCGGAACUUUGUUAAAAGGGAGGUAGGGGAGGGGAAAUGAAAAUCGUUCCCUAAAUUGUUAGCAUUAGGCAGCAGAAACUUUACACCUGCCUGUUCAUUUGCACAACAUUAUUUCAGAUUUAACACACCUGGGGUUGUGCACAUCUAGAAGCGGUUAGUGCAUGAAUGCAGUUAACUUGUGUACAUAAUUUUUUUUAAAAAAAAAUUGCAAUCAGCAUUUAACCAGAACCCUCCUAUACUGGUUGAACACCUUGCCUUGAUCUGUGCCUGUCUCCUGAGCUCUGAAAUAUCAAUAGACUUUCAUAAGCGAAGGACAUGAACCACUAUAAACGGUACGAACGCAGUCAAAGUAUUUAUCACGUACACAGUCUUGUGGCUCCUAGUCUGUGCCCCUUGCGUUUGGUUAGAGACAGAGCAAUCUGAAUUAGAAAUCGGUUCUGGUGCAUUUUCCUUUAAGUGCUGCGCUUGCUUCUUGUUACACCGCAGUCGUGACACUUCAGCACGUCUCUGAUUCCUUUUUAACAUUGCCAUGGGCUAACUUUAUACAUAUAAAAAGAAACAGCUAGUCACCGAUCCCUUGUUUGAAAUAUAGAGUAGUUCCAACUGCACUUUGACCCCAGCAAUAUCUAAGCGGUCACAAUUACCUGAGAUCCCAAUUUAAGAGCAGUAGCCUCACGGGGAUAGACCAGGUUGGCAACUGGAACUAUACAGCUGUGCUCCAAAACUAGGACUUCCCCCAUCAGCAACACGAGGAAGAGCCCCAGUUAAGUUUGAUGCCUUGGCUCCGUAAAAUGGUGAUUUUAGCGUUUAAAAGGUGACCUUUGUUUCCACGACAUAUCCUUAGAUAAACUUUAGCGUUUAAAAUGGCCCUUCUGUAAAAUUAGAUAAUGUAAGCUAGCAUGUUCUCCGUAAAACCGUAACUCGCCACUAAUUAAAGCAGAGAAUUAAAAUAAAUUUCCAGCUGUCGCAUGGACAGCAUCUGUUUCAGAUUUUCCAGUCGAAAUACUGGAAUACGUAAGUACUUACUGAUUGCAUCGACUGCGUUAUGCUUGUUGCUGGCUCCGUGAUUAUAGCAACAAGCAGUUACAGGAACGAUGUUCGUGUAUCAGCUGCUUCACCAGCUCAUUUUCAGCCUUGUACGGCUACAGACUGUCGCUAGCAUAGAGCUCCGCUCACUGCAGGGAGAUAGUGCCUUGGAGUGGACUGAAUACCAAGUGUGCAAACUCCUCAAGGGUGAAACUUGGCUGCAAAUAGGGUAACACUUCAACAAUUAUUUAUCAACUGUUUGCUAUGCUUAAACAGUGCCUAAAAAAAUGUGUGCCAUAUCGGCUUUUAACUUGUUUGGAUGACGCUUGCCAAUUUUAAACAAGGUACUAGGUGCUUUAUUUCAAAAGGGGGCAGCACUUCGUUGAAAAUAGUAAUAAGUAAAAUGACAUUUAUUUAACUCUUGAAAAUGGCCUGUAAUGUCCCACACAUCUCCAGUUAGUCCCGAGCCUUAGCCGCUGAGAUUAACUCCAGGAUUGCUCCCAAACUGGUGGUUGAUUGUGGACUGGCAAAUGUAAAUUGGCGAAUAGAGCCUUGAGGGGUCAUGUAAUAACUACCAAUCGCUCAGUGCUGGAAUGUAACUCUUUUGAGUCAAACCAAAUAAACUAAAUUAACAAAUCAGGGAACAAAUGAAAAGGCAGCCCCUUAAAGGGAAACUGCAAAAACAAAAAGACAAAAUUUAAAGGAAACUUAAACGUUAAAGCAAAAUGUGAUCAAAGGGGUCAAUAAAACACCUCAGUCCCUGCAGGGCCCUUGAACUUCAUAUGAGAUUAAUGACAGUCACCAUUGCAAUGGGAAAAACUUUGUAUUUAUAUAGCAUCUUUCACAUCCUCAGUGUGUGCCCAAGCACUUCAAUGUAAACAUUUGCAGAAUCUUGAAAGAUGGUUUCCCUUUCCAACCUGCUUCCCAUUCCUUCCUGCAAUUUAAUUUUGUGUAUAAUUAUCAGUCCCCCGUAUCUCACCCCAGUAAAAAUUACUAGUAUUAUUGAUUUAAGUGAGUGGAGGGAGAUUAGUCCGUCGGAGGCUAAAUUGCAGCUAAACCCAAAUACGAGGCUCACACAAUAUUUGCAUACACAUACAUCACUGGGUAAUCGUCAGGAGUGCGAACCCUUGGAUUCUGCCCUCUUCCCCAGUAGCACUGAGACCGAUUGCAGUGUUCCUACUGUCACACACGUAUGUGCGGAAAUGACUAUGGGUCUCUUGCUAUAACUUAAGCAGAAGGUUAGCCAAAGCCACUGAGAAUAUUUUUUUAAAGGCCAUUUACUUCAGGAUUUCUGCCAAAGUGAUCAGGAAAAUCCUGCGGAUGCAAAUUACUUUAUUCAAGACCUGAGCCGUUACCUAACCAGCACAAUUUCAAGUGCAUUUUGGAUGCACCAGUCCGAUUCUGACCAAAGCGGCAACUUCAAAGCCCUCGUGAUUCGCAACUCGGACCCUCCCGCUCUCCGCUCAAUUGCAAUCCAAUUCCACAAUUGCCACUAAUUGACCCAUUAAGUGUCCAAAUUGGCUGCCCCAUGGCCGGGCGAUUGACAUUCAUCCUCCGGGAAAAGGACAGAGGCAGGACAAUGUCGUGGAGCCAGCCUAACUGUAGUCCUUGUUUUCUGCCACCUACUCCCCCCACCCCCCAAGUCACCUCUGUAAUUGAACCCAGUGAGCGUGCAUGUGACUAAUGAAGUGUUUCUGAAUGUGUGUGUGUAUAGGUACAGGUCGUUCUGUAUGUGAAAAUUUUACUAUAAUUAAUCUUAAAAUGUAAUAGGUAAUUGAGGGAAAACUCGCAUAAUUUGUAUAUAUUCAUUAUAUGUUUAUUAUGCACGUUAAAGACAUGUUCUUAGUUUUAGUUUGCUGAUAAGCGAGUCAGACAUUCAGCUAGCUGGUGGUUGAGACAGAUCUCCCAGGAAAGGUACUUGCAGCCAUUCGCAUGAUUUACAAUUCACAUGCAGAGGUCACACUUUCAAGUGUAUUAUUUACUCAGCACCCCACCCACCACCCUCAAAAAUAGGUUUUGGAAUUUUCAAAACAAUAUCCAUUGGAUUCUGUACUGCCGUAUUCAAAAUGUACUCACGUGUACAUGUGUUUCCACGUCUUCGGGCCUGAUCGUUUGCAAUGAUUUAUGUCCGUUUUGAAUGAGUAUGACCUAAUGAGAUUGGGAGGUGUACAGUCCUGGGCACCACAUAUUGGAAGGAUGUGAACGCAUUAGAGAGAGUGCAGAAGAGGUUUACAAGAAUGGUUCCAGGGAUGAGAAACUUCAGCUAUGAGGAUAGGUUGGAGAGGUUGGGACUGUUCUCCUGGGAGAGAAGGCAGCUAAGAGGAGAUUUCAAACUCAUGAGGGGGCUGCACAGGGUAGAUAGAGAGAAACUGUUCCUGCUCAUAAAAGGAUCAAGAACGAGAGGGCAGAAAUUUAAAGUGGUUUGCAAAAGAAGCGAGUGGUUCGGGUCUGGAAUGCAUCGCCUGGAAAUGUGUUGGAGGCUGGUUCAAUCGAGGCAUUCAAGAUGGCAGAUUUUUUUGAAUAGAAAUAACGUGCAAAGGUUACGGGGAAAAGGCAGGAGAAUGGCACUGAGUCACAAUGCUCAUUCGAGAGCCAGUGCAGACAUGAUGGGCUGAAUGGCUUCCUUCCACACCGUAACAAUUCUUUGAUUGUGUGGAUAUUUAAGUGCAAUUUGACAUCAGGAAAAUAGGCCCAAUUUGGGGUGCAACUUUUAGGUUGUGCCCAAGGUAGAGAUUCCAGUCCAGGCCCAUCACCACAAUGAUGUGUGAUGGUGUAACUAGGAAUCCUUCAACACGCCUCACUCUCCUCAAUCCGUGCACUCCCCCAAUUUUAGCCUCUCGCAGAUCACUGAUUUUCAUAACUCCACCAUCGGCAGCUAUGCCUUCAGCUGUCUAGAACCUAAUCUCUGGAAUUUGCUCCCUAAACCUCACUGCUUCACUCUCUCUCUCCUUUAGGACGCUCCUUAAAACUUAACUUUUGACAAAGCUUUGGUCAUCUGUCUUAAUAACUUAUGGUUUGGUGCAAAUUUUGUUUUGAUAACACUUUUGUGAAGUGUCAUGAGGCAUUUUAUUACAUUAAAGGAACCAUGUUGAUAUUGUGUACAGAAUACUAGGCUUGAACAUGCACAAAUUCCUAAUAACCAAAUUUCAUGGACAGUACUAAACAUUGGGGUCUUUUCAGAAUCAUCAUCAGUGGAGUAUGGAAAAGCAAACACACACAUGAGCAAAAGCCUAAAAUGGGAUGCAAGUCAAAUACAAUGAAAAGAAAAAUCUGUGAUGCAGCUGGUACCUGGCUCAAGUUUAAUUUGAAACUUUUCCGCACUGUUUAUUCUUUCUUGAUGUGGAUUUUAACUAUGAAAACAGCAUCUUACAAUGAAAUGUGCACGCUAUGUGCCAAGGUGUUUUUAUGUUGACAUAUUUAGACUGCAGUUUCAACUAGCUCCGCUGCUGUGUCAAAUCAGUUAUGAUUAUUUGUCACCCUUAUAGUUAACUGAAUCUGAAUUACAUCAGCAGCAAUGCAAAGCUAAAUCCAUCAGGAUAGCCAGGCUUGAAUGUUGGAGGUUUUAUGCAGUGUCAGCUCAUGGGUGAAACUAUGAUUCAUCUCUUAUAAAUUUAUUAUUGCUGUCUACUGUGUAAGUUGCAGUGGAAUGGGUCAAGAGCAAUGCCUGACUAUAUAAAAGAGACACACAUAUCAUGUGGUCUGAUGUACAAAGGUGCAAUUUUCAGAACAUACAGUAAGAAACAAUGUGUGUCUGGUGAAUGCAGCAAGAUUUUUGAAUAAAUGGCUAUUCAACUAUUUAAUGAAUAUGGGAGAGAGAAAAAUAAACACUGCAUAAAUAUUUCCAAGGGUUUAAUGAUUUUUUCCCGCAGGCUAAUGCAAUAAAUGCAGUAUAGACAAGAUGCUAACAAACCAGUUCCAGAUUUGUCCUUUCUAAUGGAUGAUGGCAUCUUUAAAUUUUGGUUAGAACACAGCUGUCUUAAGCAAUUUCAGCUGAAAUGUGACUUCAUAAAUCAUGUUGAACAACAAAAUCUACCACAGUCGAUGUAACUUUGUACCUCAGUGACUCAAUAAUUGAAUUGUAACCAAAUUGAAAGCACUGAAUAAACUUGUACAUUAA
Messenger RNA from Carcharodon carcharias (great white shark), 8551 nucleotides. Its product is annotated as CD99 antigen-like protein 2. The transcript has 12 exons. Lineage: Eukaryota; Metazoa; Chordata; Chondrichthyes; Lamniformes; Lamnidae. Bases 238 to 1065 code for a protein of 275 amino acids. The record is from RefSeq and is a predicted model, not a curated record.